This is a messenger RNA of Nomia melanderi (Alkali bee), 3732 nucleotides long. NCBI's taxonomy places the organism in Eukaryota, Metazoa, Arthropoda, Insecta, Hymenoptera, Halictidae. The record is from RefSeq and is a predicted model, not a curated record.
AAGAAUGAUGACAUGUCGGUGAGAACCAAGGGAAUCGAGGACCACACCGCGUGCGGCGUCAGCCUGCUGCCGGCCACUACGACAGAGCAUGCAGCGGUGGUUGCUAGCCCUAGACGAGCCUGCGUCUAACCCAUGCGGUAGCACUGUCAUCGACCACGAACCAUCGGGGUGAUACCGUUGGACCGUAUCAGGGGAUGCUGGAACGCGGGAAAUUCUGUUCCAGUGCCGCGAUCGCAACGGCCUUGGCAGUUUCAGCCGGGAACCAGAACAGCCCCGACGCCGAUGGCGUAAAGUUGGCCUUACACUUACCGAACGAGCGGUACGGCUGCAAUCCCGACGGCCUGUACGCUGUCCCGAGGACCGAGUUGCACGAGGCGGAAUGGAUAGAGCCUGACUCGAUAGACACCGAGGUCUCGAGGUUCGUAGCCGGCUCGUCGACGGCGACGACGACGACGACCACCACGCAGAACAAUUCGAGAAGAUGCUGCCGAACCUCGACCAGUUCCGGUUACUCCAGCCAUUCGCCGCCGUUGUCAGCGGGCUCCUACUCUUGUUACGCGUCGGCGGUGCCCGGCCAGGCGUUUUUCCGCACUGUACCGUUGUCGAUGAAGGACCACUUCGGAGGCGGCGGGCUAGCCGUGAUCCACGAGAGCGAAGCGAUCCCGCGUCCUAUAUGGCCGUCCGCGUUCCCCGGGCCGCGCGAGCUCUACCAAACUGACGAGAACCCCGAAUACGAUGCUCUGUACACGUGUUGCGGCUGCGGGUGCGCGUACACGUACCCGCCGUACGACCGGGACUACGAGAAAUCCGCCGGCACGUCGGCCCACGAUAUCCUCCUCGAGGUGUCCCACACGCUGAACUCUGUGAUAGACGGGGAGGUCGCGAUGACGCCGGAAGAGAUCCUGCAGAGCAUCUCGCAGAAGGUCGCGCAGGGUAUCGGGCUGAAGAGCGGCGUCUACGAGUACGUGUACCGCCACAACGCCUCGUCGUUCUUGUCCGGCAAGAAGUCGCUGCUCAGCGAGAAAACCUCGUCGCUGUUCGGCUGCGGGAGCAGGACCACCUCGUCCAGGAUCAAUCCGGUGAACUCGAAGCUGUACACGAACACCAGACGCUUCUACCUGCACAACCCGGCCUGGUACACGUCCCUGUGCACCUGCGAGCACAAGCAUCACAGAUUCCUCUCGUCCUCCUCGUCGUCGUCGAAGGGCGACGAGGACACGAGGACCCUGGACGCGACAGGGAAGAAGGAAGCCGCGCCUCAGAUGUUCCAGCCAAGCGACCGCCAAGGGAAGCCGACGGGACCGGCUGGCCAGAACGAGCCGAGCGUUCCCGGCUCGCGAGCGUGCGGCUGCUCGAGCCGGCCCAGCCGGCAGGCCGCGCAGAACGCGUACGCGAAUCGCAGGAUCGGCCAGGACGCGAAAGAGGUGAUCGGAUUGAACGGAGAGAAGGAGAGUCGUGACAGACUCGGCCACGGUGAACCGGAGUACGCAACGCUGGAGUGCUGUAACGGCGGCUCGUCCAGCGAGGCUAUAGUUGUCAAGUCCGGGAAAAGCAAUUGGGACCAUCGUCUGCGCGGUUUCACGGGUGACCUAGACUUCACGCUGGACGUGUCCCGGGCCGAGAGGUUGGGCCAAGCGAUCGCUAGAGCGAAACGGAAACGACAAUGGUGUAGAGCCGUAACCGCCUUCUUCGGACUAGUCUUCUUCGUUUUAAGUGUCGUCAUUGUCUCCCUGUCUGUCACGAGGGGCCGGAAAGCGUUCGGAAGCAUGUGACCGUCGACGUUCUUGUUCCACCGUUGCAGCCUGCAACGAUCGAGACCAUUCAAUCAUCCAUGUUGGAAGUAUCGACUGGAAUCCGUUUCAUCUUCGAGCUCACCUGUGAGAUCAUCUGGCGAGGAUCAUUUCAGCUAGGCAGUGAACCUGGCGAAACUGCAAACGAAAUGUCCUGUAGCGCUGGGUUCGGAUUCAACUAGGAUCCUCGGCACCUAGAUCGUCGUCAUCGUUUCAGAGAUCAUUCGAAACUGAUUUCAAAAGGAAUUUAUCGCGGAAAAGAUAUAUUAGGCUGUCCUAUAAGUUUCUUUCGUGGUCUAAUUCGGAAAAGGAAAGAAGAUCGGUAUGAUCGGAAGGUAGAAUAGACCGGAGUUAACACUAGAACUACCGAGCGUUUAAUACGAUUAAUAUGCAGUUCCCAUAAAAAUUGUAACAAUAGAUUAUUGUCAGUUUCUUCAGGCAUUCAUUGUAGUACUGAAAUGAAACUAUUUAUUUUCAAAAUCAUUUCGAAUAUUCGAUGCUUCGAAGAUAUCGAUAAUUGCUGAACAAACAAAUGGAAACCGGUCAUUUUGACUGGUACGGUAGUUCUAGUGUUAAUGAGACAUGUUACGCAUUGAUUAUACCAAUCAAAUGAAAGGUACUUUUGGGACAACCUAAUACUUUGCAGGAUGCUAGCGAAUGCCCAGCCUUUAUCGUCCUGUAGCGUUGAUUACUGCCUAGCAAAGUAGAGUAGAGAAUUAUACGAAUAAUUUGAAACGGUAAGGAGACACGGAAAGUUUUGUCGAAUGUUGUCUACUCUGCUGCGCCGGACAGAGUGAUAGAGUAAAAGAAGCUGGAACGACUAGCUCUGCUCUGGUGGUCUGGGACGGUCAAUGUUUCCCUCCUAAAAUACACAGAAUGUAAUUUAAUUGUGUCAUGUUCUGAUUUCGGCGAAAAGAGUAUAGUAACUACCGUGGACACGAUAAAGUGCGUAACAGAAAGAUUUGAUCGGUAUCAGGCGCAAGGUAACUUAACCUAACGAGAACGCAAGAGGCACGUGUGUAGAGAACUGCGUCGUAGUAUGGAUAGAAGGUCCACAGGGAUAGUAUUCCAUGGGCUUACCGAUUGCAAUCCAGCAAACAAUUUCUCUGAUUUCCGAUUAGAAAAGAUGUAGGGUAAGUCGGAUAGAGAUAGCCUAGAUUUUAUAAAAGAAGUAUUUCUUUCUAAAUACCAUUAAUCCUUACCACUCCAACCUGUAGUCUCACUCUUGUAUCUGUCUCUUUUUGAUAUUUCUUCUUAUGUUUAUCUAACGUUCAUAAUUGAAUUUCCUCUUUGAAAUGAAGAAAAUUGAUUUGCAACUGGCAAUCAUUCUAUGGUAUUCUUGGAGUGAUAAGGGUUAACGUCUAACAGAAAUAAAAUAUAUUUAUGAAAGUAAAUAUAUAUAUAUAUAUAUAUAUAUAUAUAUGUAGAGGAAUAAUUAAAUAGCAGUGCAAUAUUCAGUAUACGACUGAAAACAAUUGAAAAUACAGAUAGAAAAUGUGAGAGCGGGCCGUCUCACCCGGAAUUACCCUACACCUGAAAAUAUCGAUGAACGUCAUUUAUAUCCAGCAAACUGUGCGAUCGAAAACAUUUUCUUCGGUUCUCGAAAAUGAAAAAUGUUCAACUUCCCCUCAUUUGCAAUGCGAGGAUUUAUAAAUCUCUGCUGAAUACGUAUAACCGAAUGGACGUGGAGUUUUCGAAUCACUCUCUGUGAUCCUGUCGUCGAGUCCGAAGAUUUUCGUAACGGCGGCUUUGGCAAAAACACUGACUGACACACUCUCGCUUUAUGUAUUUUUUCAGUACCUUAUACCGUUAAGUGAAAUUAGCAGGAUUUAGGUCCUGUUAGCAAUAUGUGGCUGUGACCAUGUUCUUAUAUACGGAUAUUAAUAUACAACAUAUACCCCGAUAAGAAAUCGUGUGUAAUGAUUGCAUGAGAAUCACACAA